GUUUACAGUUUACAGAUUACAAUAUUUAAGUAGUGAACCUGUAGAUUAAACCAAAAUUAAACUGUUAAUUUUUAAUUUAGUUAUCAAUUCUUGAAUUGCUUUAUAUCACAAGUUAGAUACAAUUCCAUUAGCAUAUUAGUGAUUAAAGGUCUAAAAUCUUAAUAUAUUAUUUCAUAAUGUUAUUAAAAUGGGGAAUUGCAGCAGCUGGUAAAAUAUCUAAUGAUUUUGUCACAGCCUUAAAGGCCUUGCCAUUAACUGAACAUAAGGUUGUCGCAAUUGCGAGUAGGUCUCAAAGUAAUUCAGACAAAUUCGCUAAAACUCAUGGUAUUCCCAAUGCUUAUGAGGGUUAUGAUAAGUUGGCCAAAGAUGAAAAUGUAAACAUAGUUUAUGUUGGGGUGUUAAAUCCACAACAUUAUGAAGUAGUAAAAUUAAUGUUGGAAAAUGGGAAACAUGUACUCUGUGAAAAACCAUUUACCAUGAAUGAGAAGCAAACCAGAAAGUUGUUGGAUAUCUCUAAAGAAAAGAACUUGUUUUUAAUGGAAGCAGUGUGGUCUAGAUUCUUCCCAGCCUAUGAUAAAAUGAUAGAAGUUAUUAAAUCUGGAGAAAUUGGAGAGGUAGUACAAGUAACUGUAGAAUUUGGAGUACCUAUUAGUCAUGUUGAUCGUAUUAAAAACAAAGAUCUGGGUGGAGGAGUUAUUCUAGAUCUAGGUGUGUACAUUCUUCAGUUUCAACAGUAUGUGUUCAACGGUUUGAAGCCAACAAAAGUUGUAGCUAGUGGACAUCUAAAUGAAGAGGGCAUUGAUAGUUCCGUUGCAGCUAUUUUGACUUUCCCUGAAGGGAAAACUGCUGUACUUUCUGCAUCUUCAUUUACGAAACUUGCCUGUGAAGGUGUGGUAUAUGGCACAAAAGGAUGCAUUAAGAUGCCUAAGUUUUGGUGUCCCACAACUCUAGAAGUAAAUGGUGUAGUCAUAGAAUUUCCUUUGAUUAAAAAUGAAGGCGAGUUCAAUUACCUGAACAGCGCUGGUUUGGCGUAUGAAGCAGAAGAGGCAAGGCAAUGUAUAAUGAAAAAUAAAAUAGAAAGUUCCAAAAUUACCCAUGAUAACACCUUGGAAUUGGCACAGCUCAUGGAUAAAUUGAGAGCAGAAUUGGGAGUAGUCUUUCCUGCAGAUGGGGAAUCUUACUAAUGUUUUUGAUUUUGUGUGCAUAUCCCUGAUUCAAUAAGAUACUUUAAUUGAUGUCACAAUCUUUUUUUUUGGGAUGUAAGUCAGUUCAAAUGUAAAACAUAUAAUAUUAUCUUUGUUGUUACUUUUAUCUAGUGCCAAUAUACGCAUAGAUGAUUUUAACGACUGUUGAAAUAAUCUUUUGUGCCUUAUUAUACAUUAUUAAGUAACAACUUAUUUUAUAUUAUAAACAUUGUUAUUUUAUUGUUAAUUUUUGAUUAUAUUAAACACUAUAUUUGUUAA
Diabrotica virgifera virgifera (western corn rootworm) is the source of this 1463-nucleotide messenger RNA. Its product is annotated as trans-1,2-dihydrobenzene-1,2-diol dehydrogenase-like. Gene Ontology annotation, molecular function: nucleotide binding. Bases 177 to 1184 code for a protein of 335 amino acids. NCBI's taxonomy places the organism in Eukaryota, Metazoa, Arthropoda, Insecta, Coleoptera, Chrysomelidae. The transcript has 4 exons. The record is from RefSeq and is a predicted model, not a curated record.